AUGGAGAAACCAACUCAACUCAUUCUCUUCCUUAACUUUUUCUUUUUCCUAGCAGCAGGACAAAAUGUCAGCAGGAACACAACAACUGUGUUCCAUGUAGGAGUGAUCCUCGACUUGGGCACACUGGUUGGAAAGAUUGGCCAGACCAGCAUUUCCAUGGCAAUCGAUGACUUCUACGCCACCCACAGUGACUACACAACAAGACUGGUUCACCACGUCUUGGAUUCCAACAACAACGUCUUGCAAGCUGCAUCAUCAGCUCUGUACCUGCUGGAAAACAGAGAGGCGCAAGCCGUCAUAGGCCCCCAAAAAUCCUCACAGGCCGCUUUCAUCUCUGAACUCGCCAACAAAAGCCAGGUCCCCAUUAUCUCCUUCUCCGCAACAAGCCCCUCUCUCUCUAGCACACCAUACUUUGUACGAACAACACUGAACGACUCCGCUCAGGUAAAAAGUAUCUCCUCCAUUAUCAAAGCCUAUGGAUGGAGGGAGGUGGUACCAAUCUACGAGGACACGGACUACGGCAGGGGCAUCAUACCAUACCUCAUCGAUGCCCUCCAAGAAACGGACACCAGUAUCCCCUACCGUAGUGCGAUCCCCAUUUCAGCUACAAAUGACCGGAUCAUGGAAGAGCUCUACAGAAUAAAGACCAUGCAAACCAGGGUAUUCCUCGUGCACAUGGCAGCCCCGAUGGGGUCUCGCCUCUUUCCGAAGGCCAAGGCGGCAGGAAUGAUGAGCGAAGGGUACGUGUGGAUCAUGACCGAUGGGCUAGCAAAUGUCGUGGAUUCCCUCGCCCCUUCCACCAUCGAUUCAAUGCACGGUGUCCUGGGCGUGAAGUCAUACGUGCCCAAGUCGAGGGAGCUCCAUGAUUUCACCAUCAGAUGGAAGAGAAGAUUCCAGAAAGACAACCCCAGUGAUCAGCUAACCGAGCCGAGCAUCUUUGGACUGUGGGCUUACGAUACAGUUUGGGCGGUGGCCAUGGCUGCAGAGAAGGUCGGCGUGGCAAAUGCUGCCUUUGAGAAGCCACGAGCUGCUACCGACUUGACAGAAUUGGACACAGUGGGGAUUUCCAUGGAUGGUCCGAAACUUCUGAAAGCGAUUCUAGAGAGCAGAUUCACAGGUAUCAGCGGCGAUUUCCAUCUCGUAGAUGGGCAGUUUCAGCCCUCCGCAUUCCAAAUAAUCAAUGUGAUUGGAAGAGGAGGGAGAGGGGUUGGGUUUUGGACGCCACGAUAUGGAUUCUCCAAACAGCUGACUCGGAAUAGCACUAAAGCGUACUCCACCUUAAUGACCGAUUUGUAUCAUGUGAUCUGGCCGGGGGAAUCGACUGCAAUACCAAAGGGCUGGGAAAUGCCGGUGAGUGGGAGGAAACUAAGGAUUGGUGUUCCCGUAAGGGAUGGAAUUAGUGAAUUUGUGAAGGUGGAAAGGGAUCCCACCACGAAUAUAACGACUGUAAGUGGGUACUGCAUUGAUGUCUUUGAAGCUGCAAUACAGAAGCUGCCUUAUGCAAUUCCUCAUGAGUAUAUUCCAUUUGAGAAUUCAAAAGGAAGAAGUACAGGGUCCUACAAUGAUCUUGUCUACCAGGUCCAUCUUCAGAAAUAUGAUGCCGUGGUAGGAGAUGUAACGAUCAGAUUCAACAGAUCGUUAUAUGUCGAUUUCACUUUGCCAUACACUGAAUCAGGGGUGUCAAUGAUCGUUCCAGUCAAAGAAAACACACACACCAGUGCAUGGACUUUCUUGAAGCCAUUGACCAUGGACCUGUGGCUGGGGAGUUUCGCCUUCUUCAUCUAUACAGGCUUUGUCGUUUGGGUGAUAGAGCAUAGGAUCAACAUGGAGUUCAGGGGUCCUCUUUCCCAUCAGAUUGGAACCAUUUUCUACUUCUCCUUUUCCACACUUGUCUUUGCCCACAGAGAGAAGGUGGAGAACAACUUGUCGAGGCUCGUCAUAAUUAUAUGGGUUUUUGUUGUGCUUGUGCUUACAUCAAGUUACACUGCUAGCUUGGCAUCCAUGCUUACGGUCCAACAGCUUCAACCUACUGUAACGGAUGUGUACGAGCUCCUUAAAAAUGGAGACUAUGUUGGAUAUAGUGGGAGUUCCUUUGUAGAGGGUCUACUGAAGCAAAUCAAAUUUGACAAAUCAAAGAUCAGGGCCUAUGACUCUCCUGACGAAUAUGCCAAGGCCCUCUCGAAAGGAAGCAAGAAUGGCGGCGUUGCUGCCAUAGUCGAAGAAAUCCCAUAUAUCACCCAAUUUCUUGCAAAACAUUGCACUGGUUACACCAUGGUUGGACCAAUUUAUAAGACUGCAGGAUUUGGAUUUGCUUUUCCUAAAGGCUCCCCUCUAGUCCCUGAUAUCUCGAUGGGAAUACUAAAUGUAACCGAGGGAGAUGAUAUAAUGGAGAUUGAGAGGAAGUGGUUCGGGGAUCACAAUUCUUGUCUAAACCAGGGAAGUACCGUCAGCUCUAACAACCUGAGUUUUAGUAGCUUUUGGGGACUAUUUCUCAUCACUGGAAUAGCUUCAACUUGCGCCCUUGUAAUAUUUUUAGCUACGUUCUUCUACAAAAAUUGGCAUGAGAUGAGGAAUAUCGAUCGUGACAAGUCCAUUUUGCAGAGGCUCAUUUCCUGGUUAAAUUAUUACAACAGGAAAGAUGAAAAUUCUCAUACUUUCAGAAGGGAAAAAACUAAUGACAGGAACAGUGAUGCCUGUACAUACCGCCAAGAUGAAGCCAAUGUUCAAGCCUCAAUCAAUCAAUUAAUCAUUUCAAGCUAUUCAGAUGCCGACUCCGGCCAACCUGAAGAAGAAAGCUCCUCCGCAGAGCUUGCAAAUCCGAGUGCAGAAGCUGAACCGGCAUCUACUGUUUCAACAAACUGA
Elaeis guineensis (African oil palm) is the source of this 2862-nucleotide messenger RNA. Its product is annotated as glutamate receptor 2.8-like. Gene Ontology annotation, molecular function: ligand-gated monoatomic ion channel activity; G protein-coupled receptor activity. NCBI's taxonomy places the organism in Eukaryota, Viridiplantae, Streptophyta, Magnoliopsida, Arecales, Arecaceae. Gene Ontology annotation, biological process: G protein-coupled receptor signaling pathway. Gene Ontology annotation, cellular component: membrane. The record is from RefSeq and is a predicted model, not a curated record.